CCGAAUGCUGGUUAGAUACACAAUUGUGUUCAAGAGACAAUUAGGGAUUAGCCGAGCCUGAAGAAAAAAGUUACCAUCCUAAUUCAGACCAAAAACUUAAUUUUAGGCCAAUUUACUCUCCUCAGACAAGUUUAUGGGCAAAUUGACCAUAUGAAAACCAUAAUUUUCCGUCAUUUCCAAUUUCCCAUGAUUUUUCUUGCAUCAGCACAAAAACAAAAACCCAAUAAAACCAAAGCAGAUUCCACCAUUGCCAUGGCACUCGACAUGACAUCCUUCGAAACCAUAAUCCCCUCUCGUUUUCUCUCCUUCACUAUCCCUCAUCCCACUCUCCCCAACCUACUCCUCCGUGUUGCCAUCCUCGACUCACCCAUUCAAUCCACUGAGUCACCCAGAGUCGCGGCUCUUUUUGUCCCUCAAAACCGCGAAUCAGACUGGGUUUUCUCCACUGAGUCCGGUCAUCUCCAGCUUCUCCUCUCUUCUCCUGGAAUCUCACGGCUCAUAUUGAUCGGUAAGAAUCCAGUUAAUGAUGCUCCUGAUUCACUGUUGAUUUCUUAUAAGAAAAAUGGAGAUAGCCAGUUUGUAAAUAGCCUUGUACACAGCUUAAGACCUCUUUUUGUUGGUUUCUCUCCUAAAACUUGUGUUAAAGAUAGGAUAUUUGAUGUACCCAUUUUGGAUUAUGAAGAUAAUUUGAUUUGUAGUGUGGUUUUAGAGAGAUGCAGUGGGGUAUUUGUUGGUGAAAUGCUUAUUCAAGAUGUUGAGAUAGAGACUAAUAAUGAAUUGGAUGAUGAUGUUUGCAGAAAACGAGAGUUUAGGAGGAGAUUGAGGUUUAAAAGAAUGCCAAACUUGAUUCAAACAGAGAUUAGAAUUGUGCCUGUAACAGGUUUUAUUUCGGAUUCUGUUACAAUUGGUGGAGAAGUGAAGUUUAGGCCUGAUGUUGGAACUUUAGUGCAUCCAUACUUCACACCAAUGGUAGCUAGUUUGUCUUUGGUUGGUUGCCACAUUAAUGAUAGGAUUCAAAAUGGGUUAAAGCCUAAAGCUUUGUGUUUAGGAGUUGGGGGUGGGGCUCUCCUCAGUUUUUUGAGAACCCAGUUGGGUUUUGAAGUUUUUGGUGUGGAAAUGGAUGAUGAGGUUUUCAGGGUAGCAAGGCAGUAUUUUGGACUCGAAAACAGUGAAAUCCAGGUUUUCAUUGGAGAUGCAAUGGAGUAUUUAGAGACAUUCGCUAGUCGAGGAAGUUCCUCAAAUUUGGUUUGCAAUAAAAUUGAGGAAGAUUAUGUGAACCAUUCAAUUAGUUUUGACCCAAAGUUUGAUGUUAUUAUGGUUGAUUUGGAUUCCAAUGAUCCCACCACUGGUAUUAGUGCUCCACCAUUGGAGUUAAUUCAGAGGCAUGUGCUAUCAGCUCUGCAUUCUAUUAUUUGUGAUUAUGGAAUUCUUAUUAUGAAUGUGAUUCCUCCAAGUAGACCUUUUUUUGAUACAUUAGUAAGUAAACUUCAGGAGUUUUUCCACGAGUUAUUUGAAAUUGAUGUUGGAAAUGGAGAGAAUACUGUUCUUGUUGCAAAAAAGUCACCUGUUUUAUCUUCUGCCAGUUGCUGCCAAAAUACUUUUCUUAAGAAAUUAAAGCAGAUGAUAUUGGGAAAGUACUUAGAUUCCAUAAAGAAAAUUGACCCUAGUGGUGAAUAGAGGUUGAGGAAUUAUAUUGUGAAGAUCUUCAUUCAAUGGUAUAUAUGCUUCUAUGGACAAUAUAAGCAUUCAAUCUGUUUUGAAGUAAUUUCUUCUCUAGAUCUACUCAAAGCAAGCAUUGGAGAAAGUUGUAUGCAUCUUAUGGGGACCAGUUGCCAGGUAAUGGAACAGUCCAGAGGUACCUCUCAUUACUUCUUUUAUUAUUUAUUGUUCUAAGUCUUGAUAAGUCGGAUCGAAGUCAAUAAUUGCCUCUUAGAAAGAACUCAUUUGGUUUAUCAUGUUAACAAAUAGUGUUCUGAUAAAAUUGCUUGGAAAUUAUACGUAGAGUUUUCAUUCUUUAUGUGAAACAUUGUAAAAUUUUCUUUUGAACAUGUAUGCAGAAGUUACUUUUACUUUCUGUAGCUUUUAGAUUAAUGAGCAAUUGGCACUUCAUGCACUUGUAAUGAAGCUUAUAGACUUCCAAUGAAUAAUCUUCUUCCAAAGCUUCACUAGGUGAUAGAGUUUUUCUAUAUCGUUGUUGAAUUCGUUUUAUCUGCAGGUUACAAUAUGCUUAUGUGCAGUAAGAGAGUGUUGAUUUUAACUUGGGAAAACAGCUGAAAUUGCUAUGAACUUCAACAGGCAUUCCUUAUGAUCAAAAUAUUCUAUUUCUAUUAAAACUUUCAUUUUUUAGCUGAAUAUGACCAUAUGAUUGUCUUGCCUUGUCCCUUUUCUUCUGCCACAUUAUGGUGUAUGACUACUUUCAUUGGUAAUUUACAUGAUUAAGCUGUGAACUUUUGUGUUAUUGAAGCUAAAGAAUGAUUUGUUAAUUGUCUCAGUUUUCCAGCAUAAGCAUGUAUUACUUUAUCUUUAAUAUUAUUGUGUGCUUCUUAAUAAGUAGGCUGUUUUGCUUGUAUUUUGCGUUAAGCCUCCUUAUCUUCCCUUGUAAAGAGUCUGAACCUAAUUCAACUGUGCUCUGAACUUAACCAAAUUUUAAAUACAUAAGAUUAGUUCCAUGGAACACCCUGGCUUAGGCCUAGGAUUUCCGUUGGGAAGUGUUAGGCAUAAAUCCUGUUGGGAAUAAAAUGGCAGGGUAGGGGAAAAGAGGGGACCUUCCCAUUGUUGUGUAGAUCAUGUGGCAUAUUCAGAAAAAGAAGAAACUAAGAUUAGGACUGAACUUUUAAUACUUAUUAUUAUUGCAAUUGCUACAAGUAUCCCAUUUGAAAUAAGAUGAUAAUCCAACACAUGCUAUUCAGCUGCAACUCACUAAAUUUGAGUAUUUAGGAAACUUUAUUGCCUCCCUAAAAUGCUAUUAGCUGGUCCAUAAGUGAGUCAGAACUCAAUAUUACAACAAGAAAAUAGCUGCUUUUCUAGAAGAGGUCAAACAAUAGCUAAACAUCUGCCGCAAAAUUUCAAUCUUCAUGAACAUCAGAUUCUUGUAUUACCUGAAUGAAGAAAAUAAGAGAGACAAAAAGAAAACAAAAAGCUUUUUGCAACAAUUUUAUGUAUAAAAUUUUGACAUUCAUUGGGUUUUUUCACUGGUUGUACUCAGGAUGAGUUUCUUCUGAGAUCAUAUUUCUUGUUUCUUCACUGGUUAUAUUCAGAAUGGGUAUCCCAUGGUAAUGAUAUAGUUCUAAGUUCCUGUGCUUCAGCUCACAAGAUUUGAUCAAUUCAUUUUAUCUCAUUGUUUUUUCAGGUUUCCUAAUUGAUGAAUGCGACGGACAAAGACCAGUUGUCUGUAUGUGAUCUUUGGUACCAGUUAAGAUGUAAGAGAAAAGAUUUUGAAAUGUAAACUAUUAUUGCCAAAGUGUUUGCUUCUACCUGGUAUGAUCUGCUCUUUUUCAGUAACCUGGAGGAACCAUCUCUUAGGGCAUUCACAAUAGUGCUCUUUAUUUAAAAAAAAAAUCAUUUUUAUAGUAAAGAGUAUCUUAAGAAAUAUUCAAAUAUAAAUAUUAAAAUUAUAUUUAAGUCCAAUGGACUCCUUAUAUUUUACUCUUUAUUUCUAUAAGUAUUAAUGGUUUUAAGUUUUUUUCCUUUUCUUUUUAAUUUUUACAAACUUGCAGUACAUUUAUUAAAUUUAAAAUAGAGAGUGAAGUUUGGCUUUCCAAAUAUAGAGAGCCAAACCAACUCUCUACUUUAUAUUUAAAGAAUAAAGAGUUCAUGGUAGUCUUAUAUUAUGAGAUAAUUCUUUAAAAUAGAGAGUUUGACAUAUAUAAAGAGCACUGGAGAUGCUCUUUGCCGCUUAGCUUUAAAUUACUUUGCUUAACCUGUCAUUUUGUUAAGGUUACUGUUGCAUACGCUGGAGGCUGGCUGCAUUGAAGAGUUUUUCUUGCAUAUUUCUGUAUUUUUUUCCUUUCCUUCUUUCUUGCUGAAAUCAAAUUAAGCCCAAAACAUUUGUUCAAAAUAAAAAAGGCUAUGAGAAAAUGCUUGACACUAGAUGUUGCAUGCAAUUCAUGGUGAAUCAAUUCUUGCAAUCUAUCUUCGAGACUUUUGUAUAAUAUGGGCUCUGUCUAUUUAGACUGCUACUAUAGUUUCUGCAUGUCUUGUAAAUGACAUUAGCUGGCAUAUUUAUACUUUAUAGUUAAGUUUGUAUAUUAUUCUGUGUUUUACUUUCUGUUUUGAACUCAUUUUGGCCAUGCUGUUCUUUUGGCAAUGGAUUAUCCUUUGAGAUGUCUUUGUCAUCUUCAGUGACUACCACAACUGUGUCAAAUUUAGUGGAACUUGGUGUUGGCACUAAUUUAGCUUGUUCAUUCAUCUCCUUGCCCUUACCCCAAAGCACCAUGUAUAGUCCACACACAAUUAAUCCUGCUCCUAAUAUGCUGUCAUUAGCAAGAAAUUGGGAUUAAAAUAUCAAAUAUGCAGCUUAAUAUUAUUCUCUUGCUUUGAGCUUGAAUUGUUUGAUAAAUCUUAGUAACUGUUAAGGAAAAAUAAAAAUGAAUGAAGGAUACCUUCCUAUGUGCAGCUUUUCUUCUAGUAGCAAAGACUCCAUAAUGGCUGUGAGCAGAAGCGAUAGAGGAUUAAAAUUAGCCACAAAUACUGGGUCUCUCACAUGCACACACCAAGCAAUGAGGAUCACAACCACUCCAGAAAUCAUAAUCCCCUGGAGAACCAAACCCAGUAAUAAUUGCAAUUUAAUGUCAGCAGACUAGUAAAAACUCAGCUUGCUAAUCUUUAUGCGGCAAAAGAGUGUACCAACAGUUGCAAAAACAUCAAUCAAACAGGUUUGAAAAAGGAUCUUAGUGUGUCUAAGGUGGGGCCAGGAGGGUCUGGUCCCUUAACGCCUUCCUUUUUCUUCUCAUCGGAGUUAUUUCAAAAAGACUUGCCGCGGUAAGGAAGAAGGGGAGAACAAGCACACUUGGAGAGCGCAGUACAACGAAGAAUUGUAUGCUGCGUUCGGGAAGGAUGAAUCGCACCCGAAAAGGAAUCUAUUGAUUCGCUCCCAAUCGGUUGAGUGUUGGGAAUUUGUAUUUAGUGGUAGCAAUGUUGUUUGUAAACGAAUAUAUUUUUUGAAUAUGUUCCCUAAAAACUAAUGAACUGCCAAUCCAUAUUGCAGAUUGCAGGUACAAGGUUUGAGCACCACAUAACUUUAUCUUGCAGGUUACAUUCCACAAAAGAUUUUGUUUAGUUACAAUUAUGUAGCUGGAAUAAGUUUUGGGGCAUUGAGGAUAGACAAUUACUAUAUUGGGUGAAUGCAUAUACAUUGCUAUUAUGAGAACUGUGCAGAUGAUAUAUUGACAAUGGAAUUAACAGUUUGAUUCUUGACAGCAA
This is a messenger RNA of Ricinus communis (castor bean), 5421 nucleotides long. Its product is annotated as eEF1A lysine and N-terminal methyltransferase. The record is from RefSeq and is a predicted model, not a curated record. Bases 151 to 1677 code for a protein of 508 amino acids. The transcript has 2 exons. NCBI's taxonomy places the organism in Eukaryota, Viridiplantae, Streptophyta, Magnoliopsida, Malpighiales, Euphorbiaceae.